This is a messenger RNA of Chara braunii, 2246 nucleotides long. The record is from the annotation of a GenBank genome assembly. Lineage: Eukaryota; Viridiplantae; Streptophyta; Charophyceae; Charales; Characeae.
CUUAACUCAGAUAGGUAAUUAUGGCGUACCCGGGCUACCCCCAGAUGUACCCACCUCCAACGCCAAUGCAGUAUCCGAUGGUGGUUCAAUCACAACGGCAACCCAGUACAAACGUCGUGGGAGGUAGACGAUGUUACAUGUGUAGCAGCCCGAAUCACCUUAUUCGGGACUGCCCUAUGAAGGGUAAUGGGGGACGGAACUACGACGAUGGGAGGCAGAGGGAUACAGAAGAGAGUCGAGAUUAUGGACGGAGAAGAGGACGGGACUAUGAGUAUGAAGGAAGAAGAAGGUACGACAAACGUGGUGGUAGAGAGGAAGGAGGGAGGACGACUAGGAGACACGAGGAUGCCAAUGAAUGGGACAGACGAGGGAGAUCCUUUUCACCUGGAAGGGAAGCACGGAGAAAACAGGAGAAGGAGGAUAGGAGACUGGCUGACGAGCAAAGGCGUGUGGAAGCACAGGAGCAGGCGAGACGGGAGGAACACCGUAGGUUGAGGGAGGAAGAGAAGAAGAGGCAACAGCGGGAGAGGGAUAAGGGUUUAGUGAAGCUCUUGGAGGUAAAGCUCGUGGCGAACAACAGUACUCUCAGGGAGGAAUUCGGCUUAAAGCUGACACGAAAAGAUAGAAGGCCUAAGAAGGAAACUAAGUCGGCAGAAAAGAGAAGACUUAGGGAGGAGAUCGCGAGGGCACAGGGAGCUGCUAGUGAACCGGAAGAAGCGGGUGAGUCGGACGAGGAGCUUAACGAUUUGAGGGCGCAGGCUGCCCAGCUCAAGAUAGCGGAGAAGAGGAAGCGGGGAAAGGAAAAAGUGGUGGGAGAUAGUCCACCCAUGACAACGCCGGCUAAAGGGGCGCGAUGCUACAUACAUCCUGUUGAAAAGCAAACGGGAGGUAUAACCAUCGGAAGGGAAAAGGGUAGGACGGUGACGUUAAAGUCAGUCUAUGACGCUACGACAUCAGCGGAAAAAACACGAAAGAACUGGGUGGAAGCUAAGGAGGAGGGAGAGGCCGGACCGGUGCAGAGAGCGACUUUUUGGAGUGAGAAGAAGAGACAUUACAUGACAAUGACUCUUCACGAACUGAAGAAGGUGUGUAAAGAUGAGGGUAUCAAGGUCGCGCCAACAACGACGAAGGAGAAAGCAUCGUCCGAUCUGGCGGAUAGGCGUACUAAACUGAAGUCUGCCGCGGGAAUACCGCUGCCGAAAUCACCGAUUCGGCAACCAGAUCUGGGAGACACAUCGGAAAACUCGUCGGGGGAGAGAGUACCGAUGAGCUUUGGACAUGGUCUACGUGCCACAAGAAUUGAUGGUCACGUAUCUUUCCGAAUCGAAGAAGCCCAGACAGCACCGACCAUCUCUUUCAAUGCAAGGAAUGUGCCAAGGCGGCGAAUCGAACACAGGAGGAGGAGUUUGGGAGUCGAGAUUAGGCUGGCUUUUGAACAAUGGGGGGGGGGUGACAUGGCACAACUGCGAAUUAGCAAGGAGGAGGUAGCGGCAUGCACGAGUGUAGAGAUGGUGGGAGAUUGUAAGGAGAUUGAGAAUUUUCUGAGUUUCAGGGAUGAGAUGGAUGAUCUGGUGAGAAUGCCACUGGAUCGCAAUAUAGGAGAUACCCUGAUCCAAUGCCCAGCGCUGUAUCAUGAGGCGAUGAUGAAUACCUUCAUCAAGGCGGAAGGGUACAGGGUUCUUUUGGAAGAGGAGGAAGAGAUUAUGGUAAAGUGGAAGAAUGAGUAUGUUGAGGCGGGCCUGGAAAGUCUGGGCAAAUGGGACGAUAAAGGAACUUUGGGAAACGCUUAUGUACUCCCAAAACACAAGGACGUUACGAAGAGCAGGCCAAUCUGCCCGACGUUCAGUGAACCCACGAACACUGUCUGCAGGAAGAUGGCGAAGGGUUUGAACAGAAUGAUGAAGCUGGUUCCAGAAACAAGCCACUUCAACAUGGGAUCGGUGUUGGAACUGAGUAGGAGGUUGAAGGUGAUCAACAGCAAAGUGGGAAGGAGAGGUUUGGAAUGGGGUAUGGAGGGUGCAUCCUUUGACAUCAAGGAUAUGUUUAGCCGCUUACCCCAUGCGGCUAUCCUUGAUGCUCUGGAUUGGCUAUGUGAAUGGUGCGAGGGAAGGGGCUUCAAGAGUGUGCAGCAGCAGGGAGGGCAGCGAGGAACUGGGUGAAGAAAUUAGGCGCGGCAGCAAAGUAAAAGGCAGGCAGCUUUUCGUUUCGAAUAUACCUAUCUGCCACAAUGAAGAGCGGCAUGGCUU